Messenger RNA from Ixodes scapularis (black-legged tick), 1535 nucleotides. RefSeq lists its product as uncharacterized. The transcript has a single exon. NCBI's taxonomy places the organism in Eukaryota, Metazoa, Arthropoda, Arachnida, Ixodida, Ixodidae. Gene Ontology annotation, molecular function: zinc ion binding; nucleic acid binding. The record is from RefSeq and is a predicted model, not a curated record. The coding region runs from base 116 to 1315 and encodes 399 amino acids.
UUCUCGGCCUUUUGGCUAAGAUCAAAGUGUAGCGGGCCGAGAGUUUUUGAGUCUUAAGCACGUUCCUGGGACCCCGUUCGUUGCGUGGUCCCCGGGUUUUUCUUUUUCGCCAGUCAUGGCGACGCCCUCCGUGCCUACGAAGGCACAGUGUUUUUUCUUCAGUGUCCCCAACGACACUUCGGUCGACGCGGUAAUGGACGCGUUCCAAGUAGCCACCGGCCCCGGUGGCUUGAAGUACCUCCAGCACCACGGUGGGGUGAGGUUUAUGGCGGCCGUUAGCAGCAUGGCUGUUGCCGACCGUCUUGUAGCUCAAGGUCACUUGAUGCUUGGUGACGUGGCGGUUCCUCUGGAGCCCGUUGGCGCCCGACUCCUCCACGUGUCUGUCUACCGUUUGCCCCCUUACGUGACUGAGGAAGCCGUCGUCCAAGCCCUCAGCAUGUAUGGAAAAGUGAAGGGAAUUUCCUACGUGACAUUCCGGGACCGCCCAGACAUCAUGACUGGCACCAGGGUGGUGAAGGUGGAGAUGACCAAGCCCAUCCCCAACUUUAUCAGCAUCCAGGGCCACCGCGUCAUGGUAGACUACAGGGGAAUGCGGCGGGUAUGCAGUAAGUGUGGGCAGGAGGGCCACAUUGGACCUGCCUGCAAAACCCCACGGUGUGAUCGGUGUGCGGUCUUUGGCCACUCAACGGCAGGCUGCACGGAACCAUGUCAGCGGUGUGGACAUGCCCACGCAACGGUCGACUGCACACAACGCAAGACCUACGCUGCCGUCACCCAGUCGACAGCCGCCCGUCCAUCUUGCGUGCAGCCCCAGGAGACUGCAACCGCCCCCGUAGUCCCCCCGGCGUCGGAGCAACGAAAGGACGACCCAAGUCCGCCCGUCUACCCUCAAGACGUGCCCCCGCUCCAAGGCAACCCGGUCGCUGUUGACAACUCCCAGUUGAGUGACGCGGGUAGCCUGAGUUCCGAUGCUGACCGCCUCGUCGUGGUCGAGGAUGACGAAGUGACGCCCGGCCAAGGGCAUCCCCCGUCUUCCCCCACCUCUCCUCGUGUUUCGGCGACUCCCAACACGCUGGAGCAGCUGAGCGCGAAAGCUGCGUCUGCAGGUACACCUGCCGGUACGCCUGCUGGAGCGUCGUCCGCCGUCGACACGACGAUGGAAUGCGACCGACAGGAGGUCAAGCGUGGAUUCUCGAGUUCCAGCAGCGGCUCAGACGCGCCAAGCUCCGCUGUAGCCAAGAAGAAGCGUCUGGUGUGCAAAGACAGCAGCCCGGGAGACUCCGACCUGGAGGGCUACAGUGACCUCGAAUUCUAGGUUCCCUAUGCAUCAAUUUUUCUUCACACUGCUGCAGAUCCUCACCCUGAAUGUUCAAGGUUUUCGCAACCCAGACAAGCAGCGUGAGGUUGUGCAUUUUGCGCGCUCAGUUAACGCGGACAUUGUUUUUCUUCAAGAAACCAAUUUUUUUUCAAUGCGUGACGUUGCAGCGUUUCGUGAUCUUUUCAAUCUCGACUGUUUUUUUUUUCCUUUGGCGAUG